CUGAAGAGACCGUUCAGCAGCAAUCAGGAUGGGUGAGCCGCCAGUGAAGCUCAUCAGCUCGUUCGGCAGCACGUUCAGUCACCGCGCGGAGGUGGCCCUACGGCUAAAGCGAGUGCCGUACGAGCUCGUCCUCGAAGACCUUCCAAACAAGAGUGAAAUGCUGCUGAAGCACAACCCCGUCCACAAGAAGGUCCCUGUGCUCCUCCACGGUGACGCGCCGGCCAUCUGCGAGUCCCUCGUCAUCGUCGAGUACAUUGAUGAAUGUUUUGCCGGGCCGCCACUGCUGCCCGCCGACCCCCAUGGCCGCGCCACCGCCCGUUUCUGGGCUCAGUUCAUCGAUGAAAAGUGCAUGAAGUGUCUGUGGGCGGCGCUGUGGAUGGAACCCGGCGAGGCCCAGAGGAAGUCCAUGGUGGAGGCGAAGGGGAGCCUGACGUUACUUCAGGAGUACCUCGGGGACAUGAGGUUCUUCGGAGGCGACUCCGUUGGCCUCGUGGACAUAGCCGCCAGUGGGCUGGCGCACUGGCUCGGGGUCAUGGAAGAGAUCUCUGGGGUGACCGUUCUCACCGGCGAGGAGUUUCCAGCCCUUCGCCGCUGGGCGACACGGUAUGCGGACCAUGAGGACGUGAAGGGGUGCCUUCCGAAGAGGGACGAGCUCGUCGCCAUGUUCUCUGCGUUCAAGGAGAUGUUCCGAGCAAUGGCAAUGGCGACUCCGCAACAUUGAAGUGAUCCGGUCGCUCUUAUAUGUUUUUUUAG
Molecule: messenger RNA, 753 nt
Organism: Lolium perenne
Lineage: Eukaryota; Viridiplantae; Streptophyta; Magnoliopsida; Poales; Poaceae
Product: glutathione S-transferase U8-like
Biological process (GO): glutathione metabolic process
Cellular component (GO): cytoplasm
Molecular function (GO): glutathione transferase activity
Source: RefSeq, a predicted model, not a curated record